AUGGCGUCGCACCGCGGCCCCGGGCCUGAGCAGCGCGGCACGAAGCGGAAGCGUACCGGAGAGGAGCCGGAGCCGACCGCCUUCGGCGACGACAACGACCAGCACGACGCGUCUGCGGCCGAGGCAGACUGCCGCUGCGCAAAGGCACCCGCGCGCAGCUCCGGAUCCCCGGCCUCGGACGUCGGGAUCACCUCGAGCCCCCCUCCACGUGUCGCGCCCGCGGCGAAGGACGACGAAUAUUGGCGGACGCUGUACUCGGGCGAGCUGGACUUCCGGGCCCUGGGGCAGCGGGACCCGGCGUUCCAGGCGGUGCUGAAAGAGAGCAGCAGCGGCGGCGGCGUGCACCUCGACUUCGGGGACCCGGCGGCGCUCGUGCAGCUCACGACGACGCUGCUGCGCGUGGACUUCGGGCUGCGCGUGGAGCUGCCGGCGGACCGGCUGUGCCCGGCGGUGCCGAACCGGCACAGCUACAUCGUGUGGCUCAAGGACCUGCUGGACUCGACGGCGUCGCCGUGGUAUCCGGACGCGCCGCCGGCGGAGAAGAAGGUCGUCGGCCUCGACGUCGGCACCGGCGCCAGCCUCAUCUACCCGCUGCUCGGCUGCGCGCAGCGCCCGGACUGGUCCUUCGUCGCGACCGACGUCGACGCGGCGUCGCUGCGCAGCGCGCGCCGGAACCUCGACCUCAACCCGGCGCUGCGGCCGCGCAUCCGCAUCGUCGACCGCGGGACUCCCCCCGCCGCCGCCGCCGCCGCCCGCCCCCUCGUCCCGCUCGACGAGCUCGGCCUCGACGCCCUCGACUUCGUCAUGACGAACCCGCCGUUCUACGCGUCGGCCGCCGAGCUCGCCGCGCUCGCCGCGCGCAAGGACCGCCCGCCCAGCGGCGCGUGCACCGGCGCGCCCGUCGAGAUGGUGUACCCCGGCCCCGGCCCCGGCCCCGGCGGCAUCGACGAUCUGGCGGCCGCCGGAGGCGAGGUCGACUUCGUCGGCCGCCUGCUCGACGAGUCGCUCGCGCUGCGCGGCCGCGUGCGCUGGUACACGGCGAUGCUGGGGCGCCUGUCGAGCGUCGAGGCGCUGGUGGCGGCGCUGCGGCGCCGCGGCGUCGCUAACUACGCGCUCGCGACGUUCUCGCCCGGCGCGCGCACGCGCCGCUGGGCGCUCGCCUGGAGCUUCGGCGCCGCGCGGCCCUGCGCCCGCGCCGCCCGCGCCGCCGCCGGCCUCCUGCCCCCCGGCAAGCGCGCGCUGCUGCCGCCGCCGCCGGAAGCGACCCUCGCGACGCGGCCGGGGGGCGCGGGCGCCCGGGCGCGCCUCGCGCGCCGCCUGCGCGCCGCCCUCGCGCCGCUCCGCCUCGCCGCCUGGACCUGGGACGCGCGCCGCGCCCGCGGCGUCGGCUACGCGGCGGCCAACGUGUGGGGGCGCGCGCACCGCCGGCGCAGGGAGAGGGCGGGCGGUGCCGUCCGCGGCAAUAGCAACGACAACGACGACGACGACGUCGCGCCUCCCCGCGCGCCCGAGCACCCGUCCGAGUGCGCGCUCGGCUUCUCGGUCGCGGUGGCGCGCGGCGCGGGCGGCGAGGAGGUGGCGGCGGCGGUGGCGCGCUGGGUGCAGGGCUACGACCACGCGCUGUUCGAGAGCUUCGCGGAGUACGUGCGCCGGGCGCUGGCGGCGGGCGAGGGGGAGGGUGGUGGCGAGGGCGGACAAGUCGACGAGGGGACGGAGGGGUCGUGUGCGUGA
This is a messenger RNA of Durotheca rogersii, 1731 nucleotides long. RefSeq lists its product as uncharacterized. Gene Ontology annotation, biological process: rRNA base methylation. Gene Ontology annotation, cellular component: nucleus. Gene Ontology annotation, molecular function: 23S rRNA (adenine(1618)-N(6))-methyltransferase activity. Bases 1 to 1731 code for a protein of 576 amino acids. Lineage: Eukaryota; Fungi; Ascomycota; Sordariomycetes; Xylariales; Xylariaceae. The record is from RefSeq and is a predicted model, not a curated record. The transcript has a single exon.